GCCGCGGUCGCCGCCAUGAUGGUGGCGGGCGGGGCGCCCCGCGGCGCCAUGUCGGAAGCGGGCGGGAGAGCGAGGGCGCGUGGAUGUUCUCGCGAGGCCUUGGCGCGGUGGGCGGGGCCUGGGUGCCACGUCUGGUCUGAGCCCGGCGCGUCUCUGGAAGCCGGGGCGAUGGCGAUGGGCGGCUGCAGCGGCGGAGGGCUCCGGGGGGCGACGGCGGCGCUGGCGGUGUGCGCGGCCUUGCUGUGUGCCGCCUCCGGCCAGCACGGGGACGCGCAUCACGGCCACUCCCACUCCCACGGAGGACACCACGGCCACAGCCACGAGCACAUCUGGCACGGCCCCGGAGACCCCGCCCACGAGGGGCCCCACAAGGACCACGCCCACUCCCACGAGGGGCUCCACGGCCACUCCCACGGAGGACACCAGGGACACGGCUGCCACGGCCACAGCCACGAGCACAUCUGGCACGGCCCCGGCCCCGGAGACCCCGCCCACGAGGAGAUCCACGGCCACGCCCACUCCCACGAGGACCACGCCCACCAGCCCCCGCACAGCCACGGGGGUCCCAGGCCCUCCGCCCCGCCCAGGAGGGAGAAGCUGGAGCCCUUCCGGCUGUGGAGCUACGCCCUCGGGGCGACCCUCCUGAUCAGCGCCGCCCCCUACUUCAUCCUCUUCCUGAUCCCCGUGGAGUCCAACAGCCCCCAGCACCAGGCCCUGCUCAAGCUGCUGCUCAGCUUCGCCUCGGGGGGCCUCCUGGGGGACGCCUUCCUGCACCUCAUCCCCCACGCCCUGGAGUCCCACGCUCCUCACGGAGAAGGAGGCAGUGGCGGCCACGGCCAUUCCCACACCAAGCCUUCCGGCCACGGCCACUCCCACCAAGGCCCCGAGCACCAGCACACAAUGGCCGUCGGCCUUUGGGUCCUGAGUGGCCUCGUGGCCUUCUUGGUGGUGGAGAAGUUCGUCCGACACGUCAAAGGGGGACACGGCCACACUCACGCUCACGCUGCCAAGGCCAAGAGCAGCGAUGACGAAGGGGAGAAGGAAGAGGUCCGAGGGCCGGCAGGGAAAGCAGCCGCCCCCCCUGCCAGGAAGGCAGAGGCACCUCCAGAGUCUGCCAUGCGUGUGGCCGGCUACCUCAACCUGGCUGCUGACUUCGCCCACAACUUCACGGACGGGCUGGCCUUGGGCGCCUCCUUCGUGGCGGGCAGCACCGUGGGCGCCAUCACCACCCUCACCGUGCUGCUCCACGAGGUGCCCCAUGAAGUGGGCGACUUCGCCAUCCUCGUCCAGUCUGGCUGCACGAAGCGGAAGGCCAUGAAGCUGCAGCUGGUGACGGCCCUGGGGGCGCUGGCGGGCACAGUCUGCUCCCUGCUGGCGGAGGGCGUGGGCGAGGUGGCCACUGCCUGGAUCCUGCCCUUCACGGCCGGCGGCUUCAUCUACGUGGCCACCGUCUCCGUGAUCCCAGAGCUCCUGCAGGAGGCGGGACCGGUCCAGUCCUUGCUGGAGGUGCUGAGCCUGCUGGGCGGCGUAGUCAUGAUGGUCUUCAUCGCCCAAUACGAGUAGAGAGGACGAGGCGGAGAUUUGGCGUCGGGCGAGGGGGGUCAGCAAGGCCGCUGGAAGGAGCCGCCCCUGCCCGCGUGGGUGCCCCCCCGCCCCCUCCCCCCACGCUGCUCCAGAGGACUCCACGGAAGGCCCCGGCUGUUCCUGUCUUCCAGGGCAAGGACGGGAGCAGGAAACGGGUCUGGCCAUCCAGGGGACCAACUUGUCUGUCCCACGGGGCACCCUGGGAACCGGUGCACCUGUACUGUUUGUGUAUGUGUGUGUGUAUGUGUGUGAGUGAGAGAAGGCGGAUGACAGCGAGUUGUGCACUUCCUUGCAAUUUCUAACCCCCCCCCCCCCACAAGCUUUCUGCUGGACGGUGCAGACCCAGAUCGCAUUUCCUGCCCUCUGUCUCUUCCUCCCCACGCCUGGCCUGCUGAGGGAAGAGGGGCAGAGGGGUGGGGGUUGCGGGGGGGGGGACAAACAAAAAUCAUGCUUUCAGAGGAGCCAGAUGGCGUCCAGGUGUUGGUGUGUGAGUGUGAGCGAGAGUGAGAGAGAAGGUUCCGGUAUACAUUUCUUUCGUAUCUCCUUUUUUAUAUGACGGGUGGGGUGAGUGGUGGGAUGGGCGAAGGGCUGCCCCCUGGAAGGCUGCCAAGGGCUCCCGGCCUCUUAUCUAAGGAGACGUGGCCGUCCACCCGGCUUCUGUUUCCGGGAGGGAGGGAGGAGGAGGAGCCAGGAAAGGGAGGAGGAACUCCUUCAAUAAAGACGUCCAGACUCCA
This is a messenger RNA of Pantherophis guttatus, 2318 nucleotides long. RefSeq names its product solute carrier family 39 member 7 (gene SLC39A7). The record is from RefSeq and is a predicted model, not a curated record. Lineage: Eukaryota; Metazoa; Chordata; Lepidosauria; Squamata; Colubridae. Gene Ontology annotation, cellular component: membrane. Gene Ontology annotation, molecular function: zinc ion transmembrane transporter activity. Gene Ontology annotation, biological process: intracellular zinc ion homeostasis; zinc ion transmembrane transport.